Messenger RNA from Cuculus canorus (common cuckoo), 3727 nucleotides. It is a transcript of the gene MTHFSD, whose product is annotated as methenyltetrahydrofolate synthetase domain containing. Gene Ontology annotation, molecular function: RNA binding. The transcript has 8 exons. The record is from RefSeq and is a predicted model, not a curated record. Gene Ontology annotation, cellular component: cytoplasm. NCBI's taxonomy places the organism in Eukaryota, Metazoa, Chordata, Aves, Cuculiformes, Cuculidae. The coding region runs from base 39 to 1244 and encodes 401 amino acids.
GCCAAAGCAAGCGGCACCUCCUCUCCCUCCGCGCCGCCAUGGAGGGGGGCGUGCGGCUGCGCGCGGGUGCCUCCAAGCAGGAUGUCCGGGAGAAGGUGUGGGAAUACCUGGAGCGCAGCGGGCUGGCCGCCUUCCCGCGGCCCGUGCACCGCCGCAUACCCAACUUUAAGGGGUCUCACCAGGCUUGCUGCUCUGUUAAAGAGCUGGAAGUGUUCAACAGAGCCCGUGAGAUUAAAGUGGAUCCUGAUAAACCCCUAGAAGGUGUUCGACUAGCUGCGCUGCAGGCAAAGAAGACUCUGUUGGUUCCCACACCACGUCUGAGAACUGGGCUGUUCAAUAAGAUUGUUCCACCUCCAGGUGCAACUAAGGAGAUCCUGCGGAUAUGUGCCACAUCUCAAGGUAUAAAAGAGUACAGUGUGCCUGUAGGUCUUGAUGGGAAAGCACGAGUGGACUUGAUUGUUGUAGGAUCAGUGGCUGUCUCUGAAAACGGCUGGAGAAUCGGAAAAGGGGAAGGUUAUGCAGACAUGGAAUAUGCAAUGAUGGUGUCAAUGGGUGCAGUGCAGGAGGAUACACCUGUAAUUACUAUUGUGCAUGACUGUCAGGUGGUUGACAUAGCAGAAGAGCUUCUUGAUGAUCAUGAUUUGACUGUGGAUUAUAUACUCACUCCAACAAGGACUAUCAAGACUAAUUGCAGACGACCAAAACCUCAGGGAAUAUUAUGGCAUAAGGUCAGCUAUGAAAUGCUGGAAAAAAUCCCGAUCCUGAAGAGUCUUCGAUACAGAGAGAAGCAGACCGGCAAGGAUGUUACCCUCCAAGAUGAACAUUCAGACUUGGCAAAUGCCAACACACCAGCAGUGUUUAAUGAGAUGGCAAUGGCUGAAAAUACAAGACCGCAGGCUGCAACGGGCUCGGCUCAACUAGGACAAUGUUAUGUUGAAAGUGAUUCUUUAAGUCCUCAAUUAGAGGGAUCUGGCAUGAUUACUACUGUGUAUGUGGGGAACAUACCUCCCAGCAUAAGAGUGAGCGAGCUGAAAUGUGCUUUAAGGGAAUUCCACACAACUCCUUUACGACUGAAUUGGCAAGGAGCACAGCACAGGGCUUUUCUCGAUUACAAGGAUAAAGCAGCCGCGGAGAGUGCUGUAUCCUCUUUGAAAGGCUUGAGCCUUGGGGGUAAUACUUUGCGAGUGGAGCUGGCCAAGAAUCAGAGACGCAAAGGGCAAGUAGAAAUCAAUAGUCAGAAAUGAAUAUGAAUAGAGGAAAAAUAGGCGUGUUUUCGUUGUUUUGUGAGAAGCCAACUUAAAUUUUCAAGGAUAUUAAUGUAUCCUCUGAUUUCUGCAGGCUAAACAACAAAGUGCAAAGCCAACUUUUCAAACAGAUGAGGCAUACAUCUCACAGCUGACUUGCCUACCUCCUUCAUGCCAUUGUACGUGCAAAGUGUAUUUGUCAAGACAUCUGACAUAGGAGCUGUUUCUCUAAACAGAUGUCCACAAAGUACCUACACUCCGUAGUUUUGUUUUUUUAUUGGCUGGGGAUUGAUUUGCUCUUCGGUGUGUGCAUUCUUUAGGCCUGGAUCAAAAACCUGCCCCUUAGUAGCUGUGUGCAGCCACAUGUAAUGAGGUGAUUAUGUUCUGUCAUCUAAAGGUUUUACCUGCAAAUUUGUUCUCAUGAGCUUAAAAGACAGCUGCAGAAAAUCUGUCUUAAGAGUUACUAAAAAAUGGGGUUUCCCUGUUGGGAGUUUUCAGCAUAUUUUUCCUUAAAAUGGCCAGGGUGAGUGAUUGUCCUUUCAUGCUCUUGAAGAACGGCUGUGGAAACACUAGCUCAGCCACUGAGUUCUAGUAAUAGCUGUUAACAUCAGGUGGAAGAGUUCAUAGCCCUUUUCUUAGCUUUAUUUUGUUAAUUCAGCCAUUUAUUUCAGUCUGGCAGAGGAAAGUGAAGACCGUUUUUCUCCUCUGUUUUUCCCCAAAACACUUCAGGUCCCUUAUUCAUAAAUGCAGAUCAUUAUAAAAUAGAUGCUUUUUCUGAUUAUCUUGUCCCUUAUGAUUUGAUGUGAUUCCAUUGCCUCUGUGAAAUGAUAUUAAUAUUAAUCAUUGUAGUGGAAAUGAAAUGGAAAUGGACUGUGGACAGACCACAGUCAAAACUUGUGGGUGACUAGCUGGUAUGGAGUUGUUUGAAGAGUUACUGGAGAUAAACAAAACUUGUUCCCGCUGUGCCUUUGUCACAACCAGUGUGGUCUUCCUGCAUCCACAACAUCAGACAACGAUGACGGUUAGACGGCAGCACUGGCAACUGUUCAUUGUGAAAGUGCUAUCAAGUGCUAGCUUGAACAGUAAGAUUUGCACACACAUGAACAUUCGCUUAUGGUGAGAAUGAUGGUUUAUUUGGUAUGGCUUUUAUUACAUCUUUUUUUCCUUUGGUUUCCUGUUCCUGAAAAACAAGUUGAAUUUUGGCUGAACCAUCCUUUCCAAACAGAAGCACUUUUGCCAUUGAUGCUGGGCACAUAUUCAAAAUAAGCAUCUAAAUGGAUAUUUUUUAAGUAUAAGUUGGAAACUUUUUUAGCUACAGGGUACUGUUAAGUAUAUUUUAAGCACGUUAUUGUGCCUCAAGGGCCAGACAUUUCAUGCAGUAUUAAAUAAAAAAGUUCUCAUCGUUAUCUUGUACUCUGUACAGAGGUGCUCAAGGGAGGCAUUGUUUUGAGUUCCUGUAAGGUCAACAAAGGAAAGGUUUCUGAAAAAAAAACAUAGUGCUGUGCUCUAAAAUGCUCUCUUUUUCUCCAGCUCAAAAUUAUUCAGUAUCACUUAGUCUGAAUUAAAACAUAAGUACUGUGGAGUACUGUGUGUCAGUAGUUGCGCACUUCACCGGUAAGCAGGGGUUAUAUUACUGCUCAAACAUACUCAUUACAUCAUGAGCUUAGAAAGCAGAGGAAAGAAAAGCAAAAAACUAAUUAUACAUCACUGCUUUCCCCUUCCAAAUGUCGGCAAAUUAAGUAACGUGAUCAUUUGAUGUUCUUUUUGACUUGUGCAACGUUGCUUGCUUUGGUGAAGAUGCCCAGGCGACCUUAGCAGUUAAAAAGCAGUUAUUCUGCCAAUGAAAACUUCCAGCAUUUCAGACUUCCCCACUUGCAUUAUAGAUUGAACCAGCCUUUUCUGGUCAACUUUGUACAAAUUUAACCCUCUACCUUAUUUCUUUUCUUAACAUCUGAAGUUUCAGUGCAGAUCAUUUACGUGGUACAUAAAUGUGUUGCUUGCUUGCUUUGCUCUGAACAGCGCGUGCAGACAGUGGCCAGUUUUAUUUGGACAAGCAUGUCUAGAUGGUUUGUGUUUGCAAUUGUGGUUCUGUGUGUAACCCACGGGGCGUGCUGUGCUGGGUCUAUGUCCAACUGGGGAGAUCUCUGCAGUUCUCUUCCAGCCUCUCCCUUUUUCUGUCAUGUAUUGUGAGGCCACAUUUCACAGUGCUACCUAGCACCUUGUUACUUUCCCAGUAGGCAAUUAACAGUCUGAACCACACUAUGGAGCAGAUAUUAACUAGAGAGAAGUAUGCAACUGUACUUAGUCUCACAGAAGAAAAAUAAUAACUAUACACAUAAGCCAUUGCACUGUUCAUUAGCAUUCUGGAUAGUCUGGGAUAAUUACGUUGUUACUAUGAUAUUUGUAUUUCCAAUUUAUGUAGUCAUUUUGAUGCAGUUAUUAAUAAACAGCAGGUCUUUUGGGCCUUACCUUCUUAAAGUCAU